This is a messenger RNA of Prunus armeniaca (apricot), 324 nucleotides long. Lineage: Eukaryota; Viridiplantae; Streptophyta; Magnoliopsida; Rosales; Rosaceae. The record is from the annotation of a GenBank genome assembly.
AUGAUAGGUACAUGCUGUGAGUUAUCCUGGUUACAUUCAUUGUUGAAGGAUUUACGAACAUUGCAUCUGAAAUGGGCAUUGCUACAUUGUGAUAACAAAGCAGCCUUACAUAUAGCAGACAAUCCCGUUUUCCAUGAGAGAACCAUGCAUAUAGAAAUAUAUUGCCACUUUAUUCAGGACAAAAUACAGGAUGAUUCGGUUGUAACCAAGUUUGUUACUUCGGCAAAUCCUCUUGCGGAUUUGUUCACUAAACCAUUGGGAAAUGAAGCUUUCUCUACCAUGAUUCGCAAGUUGGGAGUUCUCGACAUUCACUCUUCAACUUGA